Messenger RNA from Miscanthus lutarioriparius, 1578 nucleotides. Lineage: Eukaryota; Viridiplantae; Streptophyta; Magnoliopsida; Poales; Poaceae. The record is from the annotation of a GenBank genome assembly.
AUGGCGGGGGCGCCCGGGGUCGGGCCGGGCGCGGGGGCUGGGGGCGGCGGCGCCGCGGCGGGGCUCAAGACUUACUUCAAGACGCCCGAGGGGAGGUACAAGCUGCAGUACGAGAAGACGCACUCCGCGGUGCUGCACUACAGCCACGGCGGCAAGACCGUCUCGCAGUUGACAGUGGCAUACCUCAAGGAGAAGCCUGCUAGCCAGGGCUCCCAGCCAUCGACACCAAGCUCCAGCAGUGGGAUGCGGUCUGCGGCAGCAAGGCUGCUGGGCACUGGGAACGGAAGCAAGGCACUUAGCUUUGGCGGCGGCAAUGGCGCGAACCGGGCUGUUGCUGGAAGCAGCCGUAUAGGAGGAGGAGGCCUUGGUACAUCUACAGGCCUUGGUGGAUCACAAGGGGCCACAAAUUAUGAUGGAAAGGGUAUAUAUAUUGUAUUCAAUACUGCUGAUACACUAUUCAUCAGUGAUCUCAAUUCUCAGGAGAAGGAUCCACUAAAGUCCAUCCAUUUCAGCAACUCAAACCCACUGUGCCAUGCAUUCGACCCAGAGGCCAAAGAGGGGCAUGACCUGAUCAUUGGGAUGGGAUCAGGGGAUGUCUAUUCAAUGUCGCUGAGGCAACAGUUACAAGAUCCUGGAAGAAAACCUGUGGCAGCUCUACACUACAAUAAGGGUGAUAAAGAUGUCUCACCCAAUGGAAGUCGGUGCACUUCUGUCGCAUGGGUACCAGAGCGUGAAGGCAUUUUCGUUGUUAGCCAUUCUGAUGGAAAUUUGUACGUGUAUGAUAAAAACAAGGAUGGGAACACAGACUGUACGCGUUCCAGCUGUGAAGGAUCAAUCCCAGUUUAUGGUUGCACAUGCAAAGUCAAGUUAUUUGAGAGUUUUCGAUUUUCAAAGGAACAACUAAUAUUUGGUGGAAGAAGUUAUUAUGGUGCACUGUUGUGUUGCACUUGGAGCUCAGAUGGAAAAUAUCUAUUAACAGGUGGUGAAGAUGAUCUUGUUCAGGUAUGGGGCAUGGAUGAUAGAAAGAUAGUUGCUUGGGGUGAAGGACAUAAUUCAUGGGUUAGUGGAGUUGCUUUUGAUUCAUAUUGGUCCCCACCAAGUUCUGAUGGAAAUGGAGAAAAUGUCUAUCGCUUUGGUUCUGUUGGUCAGGACACCCAACUACUUCUAUGGGACCUGGCACUGGAUGAGAUUGUUGUCCCGCUACGGCAUCCUUCAAGUGCCUCACCGACGUUUAGCAGCGGGAGCCCUUCUGCGCACUGGGACAAUGCAUGUCCUCCAACAGGUGUUCUUCAACCUUCUCCUAGAACGCGAGAUGUCCCCAAACUCUCGCCCCUUGUUGCCCACCGAGUACAUGCCGAUCCCCUAUCUGGUCUGGUGUUCACCAAUGAAUCAAUCCUCACCAUCUGCCGUGAGGGCCUCAUCAAAAUCUGGGUUCGACCAGACCAGAGCGAAAACAAUCAACAAUCAAAUUCUUCAGAAUUUGUUUUAGGCCCUGUUUCAAAGGAUAGGGCGAUCACAUCUUCGAAUAAAGCAAGUAGCUCCAGCUUCAAGAAGCCGUCGUCUGUUCUUGUUGCAUGA